GGCCAUUUGAACCCGGAGGUACGUCCAUAACUGCAUAAAACUAACGGCUUUCUUUCUCACACUCAACAGGAGCAAUACGUCGCCGUCAAACGCAUUGUACACAGCGACACAGACCCUUCAAGAUUCAUGGCAGAGCACAGGAACCUGAAAGCAUUCAAGCAAUGUCUGGAUCGAAAUACGAAUAUCAUGCUGAGCUAUACCGCAUUUGCGCAUGAUUCAAACUUCAUUAUAAUAUCACCGUUAGCAGACCUUGACCUUUACAAAUUUUUCAAAGGGUCAUAUCCAGACUUUCAAGCCCGCCGAAGGCGAUUUACACCAAUCGCAUUGCUAAAGGAGUCCCUGGGUCUUGCUGCUGCGCUCAACUUUCUCCAUGAUGGACUGAGAAUGAGAGGAGGGCAAAAAGUUGCUUGCGCACACUUGGAUCUUAAACCAGAGAAUAUUUUGGUGAAGUGGGGCGCAACGGUUGUUGGUCGUUGGAAGAUCCAUGACUUUGGAACUUCAAGGAUCAAGGAACCUUCGGCUACAACCCCUAAGGUUUCAGGUUUGCUGCCUGGCGAUUUUCUUAGGCAGUUCUCAUUCACAAGAGCUGGUCGGGCGCCUGGACCAUUCCAAGCCCCGGAAGUUCAGUUCAGCCAAGAACGGGUUGUUGGUAGGGAAAGCGACAUGUGGUCUUUCGGUUGCAUUUUGGCAUUCGUUCUCGCCUUUGCUGUAGGUGGGCCAAAACAUAUAUCACAACUAGCGAAGACUCUUGACGGGCCAGUUUUGGAAGACACGAAAACCGACUACUUCUACACCAUUGACUCGAUUGAUAAAUCUAAAUUUAUUAUCAAACCGAAGGUAGCGGAGUGGCUGAAGGGCCUCAAGAUGGACAAUGUCGGCAAGACACCCUGGGUCAAUGACACUCUGGACCUCAUCUUCAGUACCCUAGUGGUGGAUGCUAAAGCGCGACCGAAAGCUUUUGAGUCUCUGAAUCGUUUGGAUGCGGUUUGUUCCGAGAAGACUGAUAAUUUCGAUGCAAUUUGUAGUUGGGUGCCAGCAGAGGAAGAUUACGGCAUCGAAAUAGUGCCUUCUGUAUCCUCCCCUGAAAAUACUCAACCUUCCUCGACUCAGUCUAUCCGAGAGACUUCGCAACCUACGGAUGGGCAUUGUAGCUCUCCGAAUUCUCCGUCAAACCCGACAACGAGCGGGUCUAGACUAUCUGAUACCUCGUCAAGGCCUUCUAAUGAAAUUACGGAAACUGCUGUGUUCAUGAAACUCAAAGCACCCCUCAAUACCUUCAAAACGACAAUUUGCCCGUCGAGUUGCCACGUCGCAUUCGUAUCGAAAAAGCUGGCUGAACUCCACUGCCUGAGGAAGGAUAUGAAUUGGGUUGAAACACGUCCAAAAUUGAUAACUCAGCCUAUGAUUCAUGCCCCGGACGUUACGGAGAUUGCUUGUCCUGACGAGGGGUACGAAUGGAAUUAUGUCUGCCUCUCUGAUUCUUAUGUUCUCUUAAGAGCUAAGGACCAGAGAAGUAGAAUAAAAAAAGUAAGCCCUCUGCUUCGUGUCCGCUCUGAUUGCACCUCCCAAUUCUGUUGAGUUUUAUCCUUGCUUAGAGCCUAUUUUUGGGCUUCAAAGAACUGUUUCUACAAAUUUUCAGGACGUUGCACGUCUACUGCAGCCCAGUCUUCCCGACUAGCCGCCGCAAGUUGCCUAGCCACUAACUAUUAUAGAUCCAUCUAUAUAGAUAUGACAUGCGGGACCACAUAAGCUCCGGGAAACCGGAGGAGGUGCCUUUGGUUGAACGGAAUCAAUCCAAGUCUGUCCAGGCCGCUGCAACAGAUGCUGUGGAAAUGGCUGUGUCGAGUCUUGGUGAUGUACUUUUCAUGUUGGAUGCCGAAUUAUAUUCCUAUUCAUCAAACCUUGGGUAACUCCCGAUCG
Messenger RNA from Hyaloscypha bicolor E, 1920 nucleotides. RefSeq names its product kinase-like protein. The coding region runs from base 127 to 1578 and encodes 483 amino acids. Gene Ontology annotation, biological process: intracellular signal transduction; protein phosphorylation. Gene Ontology annotation, cellular component: nucleus; cytoplasm. NCBI's taxonomy places the organism in Eukaryota, Fungi, Ascomycota, Leotiomycetes, Helotiales, Hyaloscyphaceae. The transcript has a single exon. Gene Ontology annotation, molecular function: ATP binding; protein serine/threonine kinase activity. The record is from RefSeq and is a predicted model, not a curated record.